AUCCGAAAUGGUGGGGUUUUACCGUUUUAUACCGAGAGGCUCUGCUACACGGUAGGGUUUUAGGCUUUUAGCAAUUAAACAUUGCCUCUUGGAAGAUUUCUUGCAAGGCGCCAGCCGAGAAUAAAUUGGCAAUGGACGCUGAAAGCAGCUGGAAAUCGACACCGCCAUCGUAGCCCUGGACGGGUUGAAACUGAAUAAUGCUUCGAUUGAGAGGCGGCCCCGAGCAGCAAGUUUGCUGUGCCGGAACCGGCGAGCUUGUUUUACACGCUAUUUUUUUGAACCGGGUUUGAGGGCGUAUGCUAUACCUUUGUGAACUGUGGCUUCCUAACUGGGUCUGAUCGGAAGAAGAAGAUAAACGGGAAGAAAUGAAGUUAAGCGAAAUUUGGUGGGAGAGGUAGGCAAAGAAGGACUCUCAGGCUCCAAAGAAAGACGGACUGGGACCAAAUUGCAAACAAGGAACAGGAUGGGUUUUAAGAAGAGCUUCGAAACGUAAGCUAUUCGUUCUUUCUGCUCCGAUGAGUCUUUUUCUAUAUCUCCAUGUGGUUUCUUUCGUCAGUUCGAGUAUUUAGUUUACCCAGAAAAUUCAUUUAUGCUACUUGUAAUCAUAUUCGUUUCAAGUCAAUCUCUCCGGUGCUUGCCCUCUUGAACUCCACCGAGCCCUCAGAUUUAUCCACGGAUGAUGAAUAUUCUUAUGCGACCUCUUCUUCUCCCGCUUCUACUGUCACGUGCAUGUCUGGCUAUAUCCCGAACAGCACAAAUCUGGCUGAGUUGGACUCGUCGAGGGUUGUUCAUAUUUUGAAUACGCUAAGAAGGGAUCCCAAUUCUGCAAUGUCCUUCUUUUACCAGUUAAAGGAACAAGGCUUUCUACAUGAUGUCUCCACGUAUGCAGCUCUUGUUGGGAUCUUAUGCUGUUGGAGGUUGUAUAGGGAGUUGGAUGCUGUCUUUUUGGAGCUCAUCGUUAAGGGGAACUUGCGAUUUGAAAUUCCCCAUUUGUUUGAAACACUUGCAUUGGAGGGGCUCCAGGCCAAUGAGACAUUGGUUAGAGCAUACAAUGUGCUGGUUAAAUCGUAUGUUAGUAUUGGUAUGUUCGAUGAGGCAAUUGAUAUUUUGUUCAAAACAAAGAGGCGUGGGGUUGUUCCCCAUAUCUUCACCUGUAAUUUUCUCAUGAAUCGGUUAGUUCAUCAUGAGAAAAUGGACAUGGCUAUAGCCAUUUACAAGCAGCUUAAGAGGUUAGGUCUGAGCCCUAAUGAUUACACCUAUGCAAUCAUGAUUAAAGCACUAUGCAAGAAGGGUGAUUUAGAAGAAGCUGUCCAUGCAUUUCAGGAGAUGGAGGAAGCUGGGGACCCCAAUGCUUUUGCAUAUACAGCAUAUAUUGAAGGGCUUUGCACCCACCGGAGGUCAGACUUGGGAUAUCAAGUACUCCAAGCAUGGAAAGAGGCAAAUGCCCCUAUUGAUGCAUAUGCUUAUAGUGCUGUCAUUCGUGGGUUCUGUGGUGAGAUGAGAUUGGAUGAAGCAGAGAAUGUCUUUCUUGACAUGGAAAAACAAGGGGUGGUCCCUGAUACACAAUGCUAUCAUGCAUUGAUCCAUGGAUACUGCAAGGGUUGGAAUCCGCUAAAGGCUUUGGCUCUCCACAAUGAUAUGGUAUCAAAGGGUCUAAAAAGUAACUGCGUAAUUGUUAGCUUGAUUCUUCAAUGCUUGUGUGACAUGGAUAUGCUUCUUGAAACAGUGGAUCUAUUCAAUGAAUUCAAGGGGUCUGGGAUUUUUCUUGAUGAGGUUUCAUACAAUAUUGGGGUGGAUGCCUUGUGCAAACAGGGGAAAGUGGAUGAAGCCAUAGAUCUGCUUGAAGACAUGAAAAGUCAGCAUAUGGUAUUAGAUAUUAUGCACUAUACAACCUUGAUUAAAGGCUACUGCUUCCAAGGAAAAUUUCUUGAUGCUAUGAAUCUAUUUGAAGAAAUGAAGGAAAAGGGUUUCAAGCCUGACAUUGUUGUUUAUAAUGUACUUGCUGAUGGGUUUUCAAGAAAUGGCCUUGCAUCUGAGGCACUUGAAUUUUUGGUUUAUAUGGAGUCACAGGGUUUAAAGCCAAACUCGAUUACACACAACAUCAUUAUUGAAGGUUUAUGUAUAGGAGGAAAGGUGAAGGAAGCUGAGGAAUUUCUGAGCAGCUUAAAGGAUAAGAGUGUGGAUAACUAUUCUGCUAUUGUUAGUGGGUACUGUGAAGCCAACUGUACAAGCAAGGCCUAUAAACUUUUUGUUAAGCUAACAAAGCAAGGAGUUCUGAUUAGAAAAGGCUCUUGCUUUAAACUACUCAGUAACCUUUGUUCUGAAGGUGAUAAUGAUGAAGCUCUUGCAUUGCUUGAGACAAUGUCGUCGUUGAAUGUAGAACCUAGCAAAAUAAUGUACAGUAAAGUCAUAGCUGCACUUUGUCAGGCUGGAGAUAUGAAAAAGGCCCGGUGGUUUUUCAAUAUUCUAGUCGAAAGGGGGUUAACUCCUGAUGUCAUUUCCUACACAAUGAUGAUACAUGGGUACUGCAAACUGAACUACCUACAGGAAGCCUGUGAUCUCUUCCAGGAUAUGAAGGCAAGGGGGAUUAGACCUGAUGUUAUCACAUACACAGUUUUGCUUGAUGCUCAUUCCAAAAUAAGAAGGGUUUGUUCUCGUCUAGACAUGAGGGAAAAUAAGGAAAUGAAAAUUGAUGCUUCAGCCAUUUGGACAGAAAUGGAGGAUAAGGGUAUAAGACCCGAUGUCAUUUGUUACACUGUUUUAAUUGACGGACACUGCAAGACAGACAGCCUUCAGGAUGCUGUUGCCCUCUUUGAUGAAAUGAUCGAUAGAGGAUUAGAACCUGAUACAGUGACUUACACAGCUCUUUUAUCUGGCUCUUGUAAUAUGGGAGAUGUGGAUAGGGCUGUGACCCUUUUUAAUGAGAUGUCUUCUAAGGGAAUACUGCCUGAUACCCAAACCAUCUCGGUUCUUCACCGUGGUAUUAUAAAAGCCAAGAAAGUGCAAUUUUGCAAAUAAGCAUUCUGUCGGCAAUAAGUGUUUGGAUGAACCCAAAAUCAAUGAGGCAGAGAAGAAGGAAGCUGUUUAGUAGGCCACUUGGAAGUCAAGUCAUUGCAGGUAUCAAACAGAUGUGUACAUGAGCAUAAAUGGAAUUGCCAGAAGGGUGAUUUACUUGGGAGAUAAAUUAUUGGUAGAUUGAGGUUUUGAAACUUCAUGUGUGUUCUAUAAAAUCUAAAUUAAAACUUACUUCAUUAGAGAAUUCCUUGUGGAAGGAUGGACAUGUAUGUACCCAGAUCAAAUAGAUAUGGGGGAUGAAGAUUGAGAUCAUAAAAGGGAUGAUGGGGUUAAAAAUAGACACUGAAAGCUGAGAAAGGGUGAGGUGGCAAAAGUGUUGCCUGUGCAUUUUGAAAAUUAAUUAAUGGAUGAUGUGAAGUCGACUAACUUUUGACAUUAACUUAUACAUAUUUCAUCAUCCAUUAGCUUUUCACUUGUUACUUGUUGCUACUUUGAUAUGUAUGUUUUCUAAUGGUUAAUGCUUCAGUUUUUGUCACACAUCAUUGAUUUUGUAUAACUUGCGCUUGAAAAAAUGAUUUUAUAAAAAGGUGAGCUUUUGAUCACGUGAAUUGGGACUUCCUUUUCUACAUGCUUGGGAAAUGUGGUUUUGGGGAAAGGUGGUGUUUGUUUUCUACUGUCGAUUCUCAGUGUUGGUUAAUGUAACCUUGCUGGUUUUUUCCAUAGCUCACGUGGUU
Messenger RNA from Juglans microcarpa x Juglans regia, 3749 nucleotides. RefSeq names its product pentatricopeptide repeat-containing protein At2g26790, mitochondrial-like. Gene Ontology annotation, molecular function: protein binding. NCBI's taxonomy places the organism in Eukaryota, Viridiplantae, Streptophyta, Magnoliopsida, Fagales, Juglandaceae. The record is from RefSeq and is a predicted model, not a curated record.